AUGGCCCAGCUCAUGGUGCAGCACGUCUUUCGGAUCCAUGGACUGCCCGUGGACAUGGGGUCCUCAGUUCUCGUCCCGGCACACCCCUCUCCCUCGUCUCAUCGACGGCCAACCGGCAUACACGGGGAGGUGUCUCCUGAAGUCUCCAACACAUUAACCAUGACGAGGCCCGUGAGUGGCUCCCUCUCGGGGAAGGUAGUUUUGCCGUGCCACUUCUCCACCAUACCCACUACCAUGCCCGCCACCAACGCCAAUGGCACCACCCCCAGCACCGACUACCUGCGCAUCAAAUGGACCAAAAUGGAUGGAGAAAAGGAAUCCACAGUGCUGGUGGCCCAAAAUGGCAAGAUUAAAAUAGGCUCCACCUACAGGAAUCGUGUGUCGGUGCCCAGCCACCCAGAGGAUGUGGGGGAUUCUUCUCUGACCAUGGUGAAGCUCCGAGCCAGCGAUGCCGGCACCUACCGCUGUGAGGUCAUGUACGGCAUCGAGGACACGCAGGACACGGUCAACCUCAAUGUCAACGGUGUUGUGUUUCACUACCGGGCAAGCACCAGCAGGUACACCAUGAACUAUGAGAGUGCUGUCCAGGCCUGCCAAACCGUAGGAGCCUCCAUUGCCACGCCUGACCAGCUGAAAUCAGCGUAUGAGGACGGCUUUGACCACUGUGAUGCAGGUUGGAUCGCAGAUCUGUCAGUUAGAUACCCAAUCACUAGACCGAGACCUGGCUGCUAUGGAAACCUGCAGAGGAAGCCUGGGGUGAGGACAUAUGGACCCCGAAAGGCCACAGAGACCUAUGACGUGUACUGUUAUGUGGACAAGCUGAAUGGUGAGGUGUACUACGCACCUGUGACCUAUAAGAUGACGUUUGAGGAGGCGAAGGAGGAGUGUGAGAGCAGGAACGCCGUCCUGGCGUCGCCGGGUCAGCUCCACUCCGCCUGGAGACAGGGUCUGGACAGGUGUGACUACGGCUGGCUGGCCGACGGCAGCGCUCGCCACCCCGUCGCGGUACCCAGAAUGCAGUGUGGCGGCGGUCUGCUGGGCGUCAGGACCAUGUAUCGCUACAGGAACCAGACUGGCUUCCCAGAACCCAUCACCCAGCUGGGAGCAUACUGCUUCAAAGGCAUCCACUCCUGCGCUGAGAACAUGUGUCUGAAUGGGGGCUCUUGCUACAGAAGCGGAAGUUUCCAAUCUUGCAGCUGUGCCCCUGGCUACAGUGGAGAUCGUUGUGAGACAGACAUUGAUGAAUGUCAAUCCAACCCCUGUCGCAAUGGAGGUACCUGCAUUGACGGCCUGAAUUCCUUCACCUGUGUUUGCCUCCCAAGCUAUGCUGGAUUCUAUUGUGAUGAAGACACUCAGGCAUGUGACUACGGCUGGCAUAAAUUCCAGGGACACUGCUACAAGUACACCCCCCAGAGGAGGAACUGGGACACAGCGGAGAAGGAGUGUCGGGUACAGGGGGCACACCUCACCAGCAUUCUCUCCCAUGACGAGCAGCAGUUUGUCAACCGUCUUGGACAGGACUACCAAUGGAUCGGCCUGAACGAUAAGAUGUACGAUAAUGACUUCCGCUGGACCGACAGCAUGCCAUUGCAAUAUGAAAACUGGCGCCCCAACCAGCCGGACAGUUUCUUCUCGUCUGGGGAGGACUGUGUGGUGAUGAUCUGGCACGAGGACGGCCAGUGGAACGAUGUGCCCUGUAAUUAUCACCUCACCUUCACCUGCAAGAAAGGCACAGUGGCCUGUAAUCAGCCCCCUCUGGUACAGAAUGCUCAGACCUUCGGCAGGAAGAGGUCACGCUAUGAGAUCAAUGCUCUGGUGAGGUACCAGUGUAAGGACGGCUUCAUCCAGAGGCAUGUGCCAACCAUCCGUUGCCGUGGAGAUGGCCGAUGGGACAUGCCCAAAAUUGCUUGCAUGAGUCCAUCAAACUCCCAAAGGGCAUUCUCAAGUAGGCACCAGAGCUACCGCCUGUUCAGCAGUAACAACUCCAAGUGGCGGUCCGACGAGGCGGAGGCCCGACACCGUCCUCACCAUCGAGGAAGGAGAUUGAGGAGAUCGGUGAACAGGCGAAACAGAAGACAGUGAUCGCCGUGGUUAGGCUAGGUUACGCAUGCUCACAAUCUGCAGAACCUACACAAUAGGAAUGCAUGACUGUCACUCAUGUGGAGAUGUUUAUUUUUUUUUUUACAAAUGAAAAAAGAAAAAAUACUUUUUAACAAAAAAGGAACAAAAAAAACAAACCCAAAGGAAAUGUGAAAUUUUCUUACCAUUUCGAUGAUGGAAUCUUGGAAUGAAGUGCCGUUUCAAAGAAUAUUCUGAUAAAGGGACACUAAUUUAUAACAACGCCAAAGUGGAUACCUUCCGCUGGCUACUGGAAAAUAAAGAAAAAUAACCUCUCAUGAGUGUGCUGGGGAAGAACUUUGAACCAAAUAGUGCAUUCAUUAGACAGUUCUCUAUUUUACACAGACUGAAGAUUGUUCAACUCUUACAUGGUGAAAAAGAUACAGGCAAAUGCCAGCAUUUGUGAAAUUAUUGCUCUUGUGUUAUGCAAAUGAAUACAAAACAUUUUCAAAUAGGCUGUGCUACGCAGCUCCUAAUGCUCAAAUGAAUCCACAGUACCCAAUACAUCUCCCAUUAAGAUCUUCUCCAUAAUCCGGAAAUACAAUUUCAAAGAAAGAGGAUCUAUCCUUGGGUUUAUCAUCAAUAUAGGUCUUGUUGUUAAACAUGAUUACUGUAUGUAUUUUAGGCAGUUUUUCAUCCAAGAUUUCAUCUUUACCAGAGGAACGGAGUAGGCCCUGGGAUUAUUGGAUGGCACACGUCUUUGACCAAUCAGAUUUCAGAUCACCGAAAGAAAAAAGAAACAUGGGGGAGGCCGAUCCAAUCAAUUUAGAGUGCUUGUGAUGGCGGUUUUGAACAAAUAACCAGUUCCUUGUCAUCAGCUGCAGCCUUCAUCUCAUCUCAUCCGUGUCUUCUAAAGAUAAAUAUACAGUUGAAGUCGGAAGUUUUCAUACACCAUAGCCAAAUACAUUUAAAUUCAGUUUUUCACAAUUCCUGAUAUUUAAUCCUAGUCUGUAAUACCAACAUGUUUAAAAAGAACACUAAGGUAACCUGCCUAGAUGACUACUGACACAUAGCAGUCACGUCUGUCUCAAUGAAGUGCUUUGAAAGGCUGGUCAUGGCUCACAUCAACACCAUGAUCCCAGAAACCCUAGACCCACUCCAAUUUGCAUACCGCCCAAACAGAUCCAAAGACGAUGCAGUCUAUUGCACUCCACACUGCCCUUUCCCACCUCGACAAAAGGAACACCUACAGUUGAAGUCGUAAGUUUACAUACACCUUAGCCAUAUACAUUUUUCACAAUUCCUAACAAUUAAUCCUAGUAAAAAUUCCCUGUCUUAGGUCAGUUAGGAUCACCACUUUAUAUUAAGAAUGUGAUACGUCAGAAUAAUAGUAGAGAUAAUGAUUUAUUUCAACUUUUGUUUCUUUCAUCACAUUCAGGGAGGGUCAGAAGUUUACAUACACUCAAUUAGUAUUUGGUAGCAUUGCCUUUAAAUUGUUUAACUUGGGUCAAAUGUAUCGGGUAGCCUUCCACAAGCUUCCCACAAUACGUUGGUUGAAUAUUGGCCCAUUCCUCCAGACAGAGCUGGUGUAACUGAGUCAGGUUUGUAAGCCUCCUUGCUUGCACACGCUUUUUCAGUUCUGCCCACACAGGGCUUUGUGAUGGCCACUCCAAUACCUUGACAUUGUUGUCAUGAUAUCAUUUUCUGGAAUUUUCCAAGCUGUUUAAAGGCAAAGUCAACUUAGUGCAUGUAAACUUCGGACCCACUGGAAUUGUGAUACAGUGAAUUAUAAUUGAAAUAAUCUGUCUGUAAACAUUUGUUGGAAAAAUUACUUGUGUCAUGCACAAAGUAGAUGUAUGUCCUAACCGACUUGCCAAAACUAUAGUUUGUUAACAAGAAAUUUGUGGAGUGGUUGAAAAACGAGUUUUACUGACUUCAACCUAAGUGUAUUUAAACUUCCGACUUCAACUGUAUAUGAAUAGAUAUUAAAGGAUAUAUAAUACGUUGAUAAUGGGUGCCGUUUACUUAGGUCAACGCAAAAUGACAAUUGAGAGAAUUUGCUCCGUGAAACACUCCAAAAGACUUGAACAAACACCUUUUUCAACAAGAGAUGCGAUGUAAUUUAUUUUUUCAAGCUGCUUUUCCUCUUCUUGCCAUGCUAUUAUUUCAUCAGUGAAAUAUUCUGAAGAUGCAGUCAGUUGGCCUGACUACAGUCUCAACACUUUGUACAUGUAUUGUACAGGCUUUGCAGGAGACAGCUAUCAUCACAGUAUUAGUCAAUGUGAUGAAGAUAUUCCUUUACUACACCCUACACUAAAUUGACCUUAUAGUUUGACAUUUAGGGGUCAACAAUGGACCAAAGUGUAUGGCUUCAAUCAGCUGAUUACGCCUUGUCCUCGUCACAAUAUUACGAAACACUUUGUAGAGAUUUUGUGUUGCACAAUUGAAGACUGUCAUCAAUUUGUGGAGUCCCCAGCAGUUGUGCUUUUUAAAACCGUUUUUGUCUUGUAUGUUUGUCUCGUUUUGCCAGUUAUGUUUUAGCAUUAAAGUGCACAUAAUAAAGUUUUAUAUUCAUAGCAUAACUUUUUUUUUACAAUGUGAAUGUCUGGGAUUUUUGUAAUAAUAUAAAAAAAAACAAAAAAAACAAGACCUGCUCUCCGUCACCCCCAAAAAAUAAUAAAUGUUUGUACAUUUAA
Molecule: messenger RNA, 4754 nt
Organism: Salvelinus fontinalis (brook trout)
Lineage: Eukaryota; Metazoa; Chordata; Actinopteri; Salmoniformes; Salmonidae
Product: versican core protein-like
Exons: 13
Coding region: 1-2082 (693 amino acids)
Biological process (GO): cell adhesion
Molecular function (GO): calcium ion binding; hyaluronic acid binding
Source: RefSeq, a predicted model, not a curated record